Molecule: messenger RNA, 1437 nt
Organism: Malassezia vespertilionis
Lineage: Eukaryota; Fungi; Basidiomycota; Malasseziomycetes; Malasseziales; Malasseziaceae
Gene: CAC2
Product: Chromatin assembly factor 1 subunit
Exons: 1
Coding region: 1-1437 (478 amino acids)
Biological process (GO): nucleosome assembly; DNA replication-dependent chromatin assembly
Cellular component (GO): nucleus; CAF-1 complex
Molecular function (GO): protein binding
Source: RefSeq, a predicted model, not a curated record
AUGCCCUCGCCCGCAGCGCUGGCCGCGUCGGAGAGUGCGAAACCAUACUCGCCGCGUGUCGAAUAUGCUGCGACACUUGCACGACAUACUGGCGUUGUGAACGUUGUCCGUUUUUCUCCGUCUGGUGAGCUUCUCGCCUCCGCUGGUGACGAUGGAAACGUAUUGUUCUGGGUGCGCAGCGAUUCAGCGCGCCCUUCGUUUGGAGAAAGUGCCUCUACGGAACCUGAUAAGCAUUUUGAAAAAGAGGUAUGGCGUGUCCGACUUAUGGUGCGUGCAUCGGCACAGGAAUUAUACGAUAUGGCGUGGAGUCCGGACGGGCGAUUGCUCGCAGUUGGCGGCACGGAUUUUACCACAAGGAUCAUCAAUGUUGCCGACGGGACAGUGGCAAAAUCCAUUUCCGACCACCAGCACUACGUACAAGGAGUUGCAUGGGAUCCGCGAAACCAGUUCCUUGCGACAGAAAGCAGUGAUCGCAGCGUGUGCAUGUACGACCUUCAGCGCGGCUCGAUUACGGCGCUGGAUCCUCACUUGGCAAGUCGCCAAUCUCGGAUGGAUAUGACACAGGGAUGUGUGCGGCCCAAUGCACAAGCGGAUGGACGAGUGCAGGCGCCGCGACUUGCACAACAUCCAUCGCUGGGUCCGACCACAAGGCUUGACAACCUGCACGCCCGGCCCGCCGCGCCUGGUACGCCAGCGCAACGACUCUACGGAGAUGAUCGAUACAGCAGUUUUUUCCGUCGCCUCUCCUUCUCGCCGGACGGCGCGUUUUUAGCGACACCGACGGGGCAGUUUUUGCAAUACAAUGCGGAAGGGAAGCCAGACGUAAUGGCCAGUGCCGUAUACCUUCACGCACGCGGCAAUUUUAGGCGUGCAUGUGCGCCGAUUGCGGCACUACCUGGGCACAAGACCGCGACCGUUGCCGUGCGCUUUUCACCCAUCCUGUACCAUUUGCGCGUGCCAAAGCGUAGCCCGUGCGGCACAGAGAAAAAUGCGGCAUCAUGUCCAGCGAAAGAAGCGGAGAAGUCGCACGACUCACAUAUUUCCAUGUUUGCACUUCCGUAUCGCAUGGUGUACGCAGUUGCUACACAUGAAAGUGUAUGGAUCUACGAUACACAACAAUCAGGACCGCUGUGCUGCUUCAGUAACCUACAUUAUGCGUCCUUCACGGACUUGUCUUGGUCGCCCGACGGCCAAAUCCUCAUGAUGUCGUCCAGCGACGGGUACUGCUCCGUCGCCGUGUUCGACUACAACGAGCUUGGUGAGCCCAUUGCCCACGCCGAACAACCUGCUCUGAAAGAAACACGCUCUGAGGCCUUUACUACGAUACCCGCUGCGCCCGAGCCUACGCAGCCCGAGCCUGUUCAAGGAGGAACGCAAGCGUUGCCCUCUAAAAAACGCCGCGUUGCGCUCACGUUUGAGGGGCCGCUGCCGCCAUAG